GUCGGGCUCCCCGCAUCACCGAGCACCCGGGCGACGUGGUGGUGCGCAAGCACGAACCGGUGACGCUGCGCUGCCGGGCGGACGCCGAGCCCCCGGCGCGCCUGUCCUGGUUCCACGAGGGCCGCCCGGUGCGCAACUCGGCCACGCGCAUGGUGCUGCCGGAGGGACAGCUUUUCUUCCUGCACGUCCAGCACAGCCGCAGGGACCAGGACACUGGCAUCUACUGGUGUACGGCAACCAACCAGCUCGGGGAGGCGCGCUCUCGCAAUGCGUCCGUCGAGCUCGCAGUUCUCCGCGAGGAGUUCCGGGCGACGCCCAAGUCCUCCCGCGUGGCAGCGGGCGAGUCGGCGACGUUGGAGUGCGUAGCGCCCAGGGGCCACCCCGAGCCUUCGGUCACGUGGUUCAAGGACGGCGCCCAGGUGGCCACGGGCACGGGGCGCAUCCGCCUGCUGGGUCACGGAUCGCUGCUCAUCGCCGACGUCAGGCACGCCGACCAGGGCCGCUACGUGUGCAGGGCCGCCAACCUCCUCGGCACCCGGGAGACCCCCGCUGCCACGCUCUCCGUGCACACAAAGCCGUACUUCGUGCGUGUGCCGGAAGACGUGACGACGCUCGCCGACGAGACCGUGGAGUUCCAAUGCAAGGUGAAUGGAGAUCCGAAACCCACCGUGACCUGGAGGAGGCAGGACGGGAAGAUGCCUGUCGGAAGGGCCAACAUCCAGGAAGACAAGAGCCUGCGUAUACAGAAUGUCGCCCCCAUGGAUGAGGGAACAUACAUCUGCGAAUCGCAGAACUUCGUUGGCUCAGUUUCAGCAUCUGCUAGUCUCACCGUGCACUCCCGCCCAUCAUUCCGGCUGACACCUGAGGACCAGAAGGUGGGACUGAAUGGCGUUGCCAAAUUCGACUGUCUUGCGACCGGCAAUCCUCUGCCGUCCGUCUUUUGGACCAGAGAGGGCAAACAGGUGCUGAUGUUCCCUGGAAAAUCGCACGGCCGGUUUUCGGUCACAAACGAGGGUACUCUGGUCAUCUCAAGUGUGCGCAAGGAAGACAGGGGCUACUACACCUGCUCCGCACUCUCCGUCGUGGGGUCUUCCAUGGCGAAAGGCCACCUGGAGGUCACUGCAAAUGCCGACCUCCCACCGCCGGUCAUUCGUCUCGGUCCAGCCAACCAGACACUGCCCAUCAACACUGCGGCCAUCAUGCCCUGUGAAGCCUCGGGCAAACCAACUCCGACAGUCCGCUGGCAGUACAACGGAGUCCCCUUGCAGAUUGAUACCAGGCCCAGAUAUGUGAUUCUUCAGUCGGGAACAUUAAGGAUUAACGGGUUGCAAAUAACAGACAGUGGAACGUACACCUGCACAGCAUCCACUGAGAGUGGAGAGACUUCGUGGACCGCCUCACUAACCGUAGAGUCUCCGCACAACCCCAACGUCAACUUUCACCGGUCUCCAGAUCCCUCCACCUUUCCUGGGCCGCCAUCGAAGCCCGUUGUGGUCAACAUAAGCGAAACUUCAAUUACCCUCACGUGGAGGCGCAGCGAAAAAGUUGGAGAGUCCUCGUUGAAGGGAUACUCAAUUGAAUACUAUAGCAGUGAUCUGCAAAGUGGCUGGGUUUCAGGAGCACGUCGUUUGCUCUCUGAAACAUACACAGUUCAAGCACUGCGGCCUGACUCGCGCUACAUCUUCAUCGUUCGAGCUGAAAAUUCUCAUGGUUUGGGGCCCCCAAGUCCUGCCUCCGAUACCAUACGCACUCUAGGGUUACCUCCUCAUUUACUUCCCGAGUACAAUCUGGACGAAGCUCGAGCCAAGUUGACCGCUUGCGUGGUGACUCUACUAGACGCGCGUGCGGCAAGCUCCACCGCCGUGAAACUCACAUGGAGGAUUCAAGAAGACAAGGAUUAUGUGGAGGGUUUCUACAUCCGAUUUAGAGAUGUGAGCGGGGGAUCACAGAAGUAUAAUAUGGUGACUGUGCUCAAUGGAGCAGCCUCGUCCUACGUCCUCAGUAAUCUCAGGCCAUACACAAAGUAUGAGUUCUUCUUGGUGCCGUUCUUCAUGAGCGUGGAAGGACCACCCAGCAACUCAAGGAGCGUCCAGACGUUGGAAGAUGUUCCAACGGCAGCUCCGCAAGAUGUUACAGCUCAAGUGCUGAAUGUUACGACAGCCACAAUCUUCUGGUCCCCUCCUCCUUCUCAGCACUGCAAUGGAAAGCUGAGAGGCUACAAUGUCUAUGUAACAGGAAACCUGUCUGAGCCCUUCUUGAACAAGAGUACGAACUCAACGACAAACACCCUGCUUGUGACAAACCUUAAAGCGGGGGCUUCUUACAAAGUUCGCAUUGUUGCUCACACCUCGGUUGGCAGCGGGCCCCUGAGUUCUCCAGUUCCUUUCAGUAUGGAUAGCCCAUCUUCGCCAUCGUUGUCCACCCCUUUUAACAGCAUUGUAAAGCAGUCGUGGUUCAUUGCCCUUAUUGGGUGCCUUAUGUUUAUAGCUGUCAGCGUGUUUGUGCUGUUUGUUGUUUGCAAGCGAAAACUCGAAUUGAAGAAGGCAAUUACAACAGCUCCAGUUCAGAAGCCAGAGGACCUAAGCAACUACUUAAAUUCACUAACUGGCAGGACGGGGCUUAGUCACCACGACGCCCUAUGGAUUAACCAAAGUGCCUGGAGGCCUUGUGAUUCAUCUAAGGACGCCUUCUGUGACACUAAACUGCUAAACAAGAUGGACUGCGCUUCAAAUGAUCUAAACUACUCCAGUGUCUAUGCUCCUCUAAAUUGUGGCGUCAGUGCUUCAGACUAUGCAGAAGUUGAUACACAAAACCUGACGACUUUCUGCAAAAAAGACCUGCCUUUGAUUCCAGAGCCAUAUGCCACAACUACAUUGAUUAAUCCUUCACUCCAGAAAAGCUUCAAUGGUUCUGCUAAAGACGGGCGCAGCGGGAGCUCUGGCGAAGAAGGAAGUCGGUUAUCUGACAAGGUUUUUGAUCUCGAAUUGAGGCUACCAAACAAAGCAGAAGACAUUACGGACAGACUGCUGGAGUCUGACAAGCUCACAAGCCCAGUCAGUGAUUCUGGUAGCUACACAACAGACGAAUAUGGCAUGCCCAUAAAGAAGAGCCGACAAAAAUUCUCCAAAGGGAAAGCCAUGCCCAAUGGCCCCAUGAUAAAUUGGGCCCAGAUUAUCCCUCCACCUCCGGAGCAGCCUCCCAGCGAUGCUGGCUCAGCGCCAAAUACCCCCGCUUCGCAUCGAAGAGUGUCUUCACACAGUAGUCAGCCAAAGAAAAAGCUGCCCUCAGGUUGCUCCCAGGCCUCCUCCAGCAGCGCGAGGGUGUUGCAAGGGGUGCCCAGGUUCACGGGUCCUUCCCCAUGGGCUAGCCUUAACGAAUCUAACAGCCUCGGGGCCUGUUACGCUGACCCCAGCACGGGCCCCCAUUUCACCACGAGAGGCCUCGGACCACUGCUGAGUCCUCCGCAGCAGCCACAGUCGCAGACGCAUCCAUCGCCCUUUUGCCAGUCUCUCAUGAACAAAGGGGUGCAAUCGUCCCUCCCGUCACUACUCAGCAAGUCAAACUCUGUGUCACCCGCCCUGGAGCUUUCUAGGCCGCACCUAGCGACGCUUCAAGUCUCGUGGCUGAAGUUCAUGCAAAGCCAGCUGAUACAACCCAAACCUUCCAUUGAACCAGGACACGUCUAUCAUCCCGCGGAUGGGGAGUCAGACGCGGAGGAGGAUAUGUCACGGCCACGGUCUUUAGAGUCGAGUGUUGCUGGAGACACAGACUAUGCACCAAGUCAUGCACCAUCUUGGUCAAGUAUGACGGAGCAGAGCAACAGCUCCUGUACAAGUGGUCGCUCCAGUGGUGCCAGUUCCUAUGAUGACUCUGUCUACAACGAAAUAGAUUUUGCCAGUGCUGUGGCUUUGGCUGCACAAAAUGCUGGCUUCCAGGUCACUGGAUCAAUCGUUUCCACUGCUCCGGCGGACACAAAUAGUGCCAAGCAAGGCAACAAAAACAAUAUCCCAGCCUGGCUCAUCAGCCAGCAAGAUGGAAAAGUGUCAAGUGUCCAAAGGCCUGUCAGCAGAACAAUAGGACAUCAGCUUCGAAACACAGGAGAUUAUCCCCAAACUCAACUACCUCUGUCCCUCAGCCUUCCCAUGCAAAGAAACCAGGGAGAGCACGAGAAGACGCCCAAAGGUGAUGCCAAAAUCUCUACGCAAAACAAAGCCGCUUCAAUGAAGCAGCCCAACUUCCACAUCUACCAUGAACCGCCCAGCUUGCUACCUCCAAGCAGAGGCGACCCCCGUUGGAGGGCGGGGGAGCAGGAAGACUUGCUUCACACAAAGAGUGUGCCCAUGGAGCACAUAGACAAAGGUUCUGCUUUUGUUCAGAAGGAAUCGAUGCACAUGUACCAUGGAUCAACCUGAUGAUCCUUCUACAGAAGCAGAAAGGUCUCCGGAUGCACUUCCAAGCCGUACCCUUACUUUCGCGGUGCCCUGUUCUGGACUCAUCACACAGGAUACAACCACACUCGGAUGCAAAACCUAGAAAGCAACUGGGCAAACGCUUGAACGUGACCUGCCAACAGUUCCUUUUAUGAGAGCAAAGAAAAAGAAAACAAGUCUUCAUUCUGCAGACUAAUGCACUAAAGUAUGCAAGAACCCCUGCAAAGACAAGGAAGACUGUGUGCCAAAUGCGAAAUGUCAUGCAAUAAUUCACGGAACUUUAGGACGCAUAUCUUGAAAACCAAACCCUCAAUGAGCGUGGGCCUAUGUGUGUGUGUGUAUGUGUGCAUGCAUGUGCAUUUCAUUUGUAUAUUUUUAUAACUUCUGUCUCGCUGAGGCAAGUCUUUGUAACUCCGUUCGCGGCCUUUUUCACUGGAAUGGGCCGGCCCCUCUGCAUAUCAUCAAUGGACCGAGCGUGGAGCAUUUUGUGAUUGACAAUAGUGCUGGACGGGCUUCAACUGAUGUGGCCCCAAUGUAUAUGCAGUGUGUUCUCAGGUGGGCAGCAAGCCUUGUUCUUUUUUAAUUUAUUGUUAAAGAGUAUAAAUAAUAUCUGUAGAAUAUGAAGCAUGUACAAAAUAAAGGAGUCACUAGGUAUUAAAGUCACUAUUGUCUAA
Messenger RNA from Ixodes scapularis (black-legged tick), 5104 nucleotides. RefSeq names its product roundabout homolog 1. Gene Ontology annotation, cellular component: axon; plasma membrane. Gene Ontology annotation, molecular function: protein binding. Bases 150 to 4412 code for a protein of 1420 amino acids. The transcript has 26 exons. Lineage: Eukaryota; Metazoa; Arthropoda; Arachnida; Ixodida; Ixodidae. The record is from RefSeq and is a predicted model, not a curated record. Gene Ontology annotation, biological process: cell-cell adhesion; axon guidance.